CUCCAUGGACGUUUUCUGGGCAGUGGCUGCAGGCCCAACCUGUGGAGAGGGGAGGGAGGUCUUGGGUGGGCUCUGGCUGAGGGAUCGGAUGCCCCAGGGCCCCUGUCUCAGCUGGGGGGAAGAGAGGGCUGUAUUCCAUUCUGCCAUGCUCAUGGUGGUGGGGCAGUGCCCCCACAGGCAGGGUCAGGACCCCUGAGCCAAAGCCUGCUGCCCUGGGGCAUGACUGGCCUGCCUGGGUGCUUGUGCAUCCUGGAGCCACGGCAGGGCGGGAGAGCAGGCCCAUCAGAUAUGGAAAAAUCUGGCAGCCAUGCUGGUGUGGAAUUUUCCCCAUUCCAGAGUCGCCCAGUAGUGGGGGUGGGGGGGCGUGCAGUGGGGCUAUGACAUGGCCCAUGCUCCACUGGGCAUCCAGCUCCUUUGUCACUGCCUGCAGCUGGAGCUGAGCAUUACAUGGGGCCACAGACAGGCAUUAGUCCCCAUCCUUGCCCCUCAGUUGAAGGAGGGAAGCCCAGCUGGAAAACGGUGGAUCCUGGGUGGGGGGCACCUGCAUGCUGAUGGCACUGUGCUCAGCCCUGAUGGGUGCUCUGGAGAGGUGGGGUCAGCUGAGAGCUCUGAGGGGCUGGCCAGUUGCGGACGGGUCCCUUGCCUGAGCUACCCUCAGAAAUUCCGGCACCACCCCCAACCCCCAACCGUGUCUCAGGAGUGGAAAAGUGUGUCCCCAGCCUGCACUGACUGGAGCAGGGGACCAAACCCUCCACUGAACCCUCUCAUCUGGCCGCCGCCUUCUUCCCAGAGCAGGGCAGGCCUCACCACCACCACGCCACCCCGUUUCCCAGGCAGCCUCGAAUCCCCUCAGAGCUUGGGAGCUCAGCCGAGACUCAGGGUCCGGUGGCGGGACAAUGGCCCCGUUGGCGCGUCUGAGACAAAUGAGCCUUGUUGGGCCGCCGGCGGGGGCGCGAUGCUGUCCCGGACUCGCUGAAUGCGGCUUCUGUGCAUCCCGGGCGCGCGUGGAAGGGUCGGGAGGGGACCGGGGUCGGGGGCGCCCAUUGGCCGAGGUGCAGGGGGCUGGGCGAGUCUGACGGCCGCACCUGGCCGGAGCCCGCGCAGCGGCGUCGGGGGCGGGGCGGGAGCAUGGCUCAGGCCCCGCGGAGCAUGAGGCUCCGGCGGGUACGCCCCGCCGCCUAGUAAGCGCCCGGGCGGCGCGGCCCCGGGCCGAACCAGCACGCGGAGCCCGAGGAGAACGGGGAGAAGGGCAAAGGUGAGGUGUGGUUGCGCACCCCCACACCUGGUCCCAGAGGUGUCCUGACUUGCCAUGUGAGCUUAGGUGUCUGAGAUGCCGCUGCCUCAGAGGAAACGCUGGGAGUCCAUGGCCAAGGGGCUGGUGCUGGGAGCACUCUUCACCAGCUUCCUGCUGCUGCUCUACUCGUAUGCGGUGCCCCCGCUGCACGCUGGCCUGCCCUCUGCGACCCCGGAAGGCGUAGCGUCCUGCUCCCCAGCCCCGGGUGAGGCAGAGACGGCCGCCACUGCUAACGGCUCGUCUGGAGGGUGCCAGCCACGGCGGGACAUCGUGUUCAUGAAGACGCACAAGACCGCCAGUAGCACGCUGCUCAACAUCUUGUUCCGCUUCGGCCAGAAGCACGGGCUCAAGUUCGCCUUCCCCAAUGGCCGCAACGACUUUGACUACCCGGCCUUCUUCGCCCGCAGCCUGGUGCAGGACUACCGGCCGGGGGCCUGCUUCAACAUCAUCUGCAACCACAUGCGCUUUCACUACGAGGAGGUCCGGGGCCUAGUGCCGCCCAACGCCACCUUCAUCACCGUGCUGCGCGACCCCGCCCGCCUCUUUGAGUCCUCCUUCCACUACUUCGGCUCGGUGGUGCCCUUCACCUGGAAGCUCUCAGGCCGGGACAAGCUGGCCGAGUUCCUGCAGGACCCUGACCGCUACUACGACCCCAACGGCUACAACGCCCACUACCUCCGCAACCUGCUCUUCUUCGACCUGGGCUACGACAGCGGCCUGGACCCCCGCAGCCCGCAGGUGCAGGAGCACAUCCUGGAGGUGGAGCGCCGCUUCCACCUGGUGCUCCUGCAGGAGUACUUCGACGAGUCCCUGGUGCUACUCAAGGACCUGCUGUGCUGGGAGCUGGAGGACGUGCUCUACUUCAAGCUCAACGCCCGCCGCGCCUCAGCCGUGCCCCGCCUGUCAGGGGAGCUGUACCGGCGUGCCACGGCCUGGAAUGUGCUGGAUGCCCGCCUCUACCGGCACUUCAACGCCAGCUUCUGGCGAAAGGUGGAAGCGUUCGGGCGGGAGCGCAUGGCCCGCGAGGUGGCCGCCCUGCGGCGCGCCAACGAGCGCAUGCGGCGCAUCUGCAUCGACGGGGGCCACGCGGUGGACGCUGCCGCCAUCCAGGACUCGGCCAUGCAGCCCUGGCAGCCGCUGGGCGCCAAGUCCAUCCUGGGCUACAACCUCAAGAAGAGCAUUGGGCAGCGACACGCACAGCUCUGUCGCCGCAUGCUCACGCCCGAGAUCCAGUACCUGAUGGACCUCGGCGUCAACCUCUGGAUCACCAAGCUCUGGAAGCUCGUUCGAGACUUUCUGCAGUGGUAACAUCCUGCCCACCCAGCGGCCCACCCCGCCUGCUCACCUGAUGAGGAGGAGCCAGGCAGGGACCUGCUGGCCUUCCCCGACCCCCUCCUGGUGCCACCUCGGUCCCCGAGGUAAGGUGGGGCUGCCGUGGGGAUGCAGCUGGCCAGGACUGGGCCCAAGGCGUGCAGAGAGGGCCUGAGAUCAGCGUUUGAUUCGUUAUACAGUUUUUAAAAUUAAAUCCCCCUUCCUGUUUCUACUUCCCGCCUCCCCUUAAAGGGGAGACUUCAAAAGUAAAGGCA
This is a messenger RNA of Phyllostomus discolor (pale spear-nosed bat), 2880 nucleotides long. It is a transcript of the gene GAL3ST1, whose product is annotated as galactose-3-O-sulfotransferase 1. Gene Ontology annotation, cellular component: membrane. Gene Ontology annotation, biological process: galactosylceramide biosynthetic process; myelination. The transcript is spliced from 4 exons. Gene Ontology annotation, molecular function: galactosylceramide sulfotransferase activity. The record is from RefSeq and is a predicted model, not a curated record. Lineage: Eukaryota; Metazoa; Chordata; Mammalia; Chiroptera; Phyllostomidae. Bases 1331 to 2602 code for a protein of 423 amino acids.